Messenger RNA from Anneissia japonica, 537 nucleotides. RefSeq lists its product as uncharacterized. The transcript has a single exon. Gene Ontology annotation, molecular function: nucleic acid binding. The record is from RefSeq and is a predicted model, not a curated record. Lineage: Eukaryota; Metazoa; Echinodermata; Crinoidea; Comatulida; Comatulidae. Bases 1 to 537 code for a protein of 178 amino acids. Gene Ontology annotation, biological process: DNA integration.
AUGAAAGGGUUAGCUCGAAGCUACUUAUGGUGGCCAGGGUUAGACCAAGAUAUUCAGAAUCUUGUAAGCCAAUGUGAAACAUGUCUGUCUGUCAGAAACAAACCACCUCUAGCACCACUCCAAACAUGGGAGUGGCCAAGUCGUGUUUGGCAGAGGUUGCAUGUUGAUUAUGCUGAGUUAAAGGGUCAACAUCUGUUCAUUGUUUUAGACAGUCAUUCAAAAUGGGUAGAAGUGUAUCCAAUGAAAAUUACCACAACAAACAAAACUCUUGAUAUUUUAAGAAGACUAUUUAGUUCUUAUGGGUUACCCGAAGAGAUAGUCUCGGAUAACGGGCCCCAGUUUAUCUCUAGUGACUUUGCCGAGUUUAUGACUAGAAAUGGUAUAAUACAUAAACGUGUAGCGCCAUAUCAUCCUGCUUCCAAUGGGGCAGCGGAACGUACCGUUCAAAUUGUGAAGAAGGCGCUAAUUAAGCAAUUACUUGAUAAUCCACUUGUCAUUACACCACAAGUUAGCAAACUUCCUUAUUACUUACCGUAA